Molecule: messenger RNA, 519 nt
Organism: Aspergillus vadensis CBS 113365
Lineage: Eukaryota; Fungi; Ascomycota; Eurotiomycetes; Eurotiales; Aspergillaceae
Exons: 1
Coding region: 1-432 (143 amino acids)
Biological process (GO): nucleoside metabolic process
Molecular function (GO): catalytic activity
Source: RefSeq, a predicted model, not a curated record
AUGCAGCAAAUGAGCUCGCCAACUUCCUCCCUACGCCAUGAAGACUUCACCGUAGCUUGGAUCUGCGCCUUACCCGUGGAGAUGGCAGCCGCCGAGGCGCUGCUGGACGAGCGUCUACCCGACCUGCCCGCCCGACCUCACGACAACAACACGUAUAGUUUCGGCGUCUUCCACGGCCAUCGCGGUGUUAUUACUAGUCUAUCGUCUGGGGUUUACGGGACUAAUUCUGCAGCGGUCGUAGCCACUGGAGUCCGCAUAAGUUUCCCAUCUCUUCGAUUUGGACUAAUAGUCGGAGUGGGCGGAGGGGUGCGUGACGCUGGAGUUCAGCUCGGGGAUGUUGUCGUGAGCAAGCCCACUCGUGAAUAUGGAGAAGUUAUAGACCAGCGUGGCUGCCGCAUCUGGUCAUAUACUCACGGUAAAGCUUCUUGUUGAGGAAGGAGCUGAUAUGGGAGCCAUCGAUCAUGAAGGGGAUCCUGCCCGCCUCUAUGAUUUUUCAGAACCGUCACAUGGAAGUUGUCA